This is a messenger RNA of Cynoglossus semilaevis (tongue sole), 2124 nucleotides long. RefSeq names its product mitochondrial tRNA translation optimization 1 (gene mto1). Lineage: Eukaryota; Metazoa; Chordata; Actinopteri; Pleuronectiformes; Cynoglossidae. Gene Ontology annotation, biological process: tRNA wobble uridine modification; tRNA methylation. The transcript is spliced from 13 exons. The record is from RefSeq and is a predicted model, not a curated record. Gene Ontology annotation, molecular function: flavin adenine dinucleotide binding. The coding region runs from base 1 to 1965 and encodes 654 amino acids. Gene Ontology annotation, cellular component: cytosol.
AUGGCCGCCUCCAUGAAGACGUUUUGGACAGGGGCAGCGGCGGCGGCAGCCAGAGUGGGAGCUGAGACGCUUCUGGUCACACAGAAAAUCAGCACCAUUGGGGCUUUGUCUUGUAACCCAUCUCUGGGUGGGGUGGGGAAAGGCCAUCUUGUGAAGGAGAUCGAUGCUCUCGAUGGGCUCUGUGGUCGAGCAGGAGACUGGGCUGGGAUCCAUUUCUCCAUCCUGAAUCGGAAAAAAGGUCCUGCUGUGUGGGGUCCACGGGCUCAGCUGGACCGCCAGUACUACCGUGAAAAAAUUCAGUCAGAGCUGCUGUCCACUCCGAGGUUGACCGUACGCGAAGGGUCAGUGGAGGAACUGCUGGUCGCAGAACCUGACCCAGAUGUGCCGGGUCGUCACAGAAUUACAGGAAUACGACUGGCACAUGAAGCCCAGCCCAUUACAGCGAGUUCGGUAAUUCUUACCACUGGUACUUUUUUGUCUGGUGCCCUUUUUGUGGGCCAAACUACGUCCCCUGGAGGUCGAAUUGGAGAUGCCCCAUCUAGUGCCGGUCUGUCCUAUACUUUGAAGGAGAGGCUAGGACUAAGGGUGGGCAGACUGAGAACUGGCACUCCUCCCAGGAUCGUCAAGGAUUCAAUAGAUUUUAGCCAGGCGAAACUUCAUCCUCCUGACGCUCAUCCGACGCCGUUCAGCUUCCUCAACAAGCACGUACGCUGCAAGCCUGAGGAGCAGCUGCCUUGUCACCUGACCUACACAACUCCCGGAGUGGAGAGAGUGGUGAGGGAGAGUCUUCACCUCAACUGUCACAUACGGACCAACGUCCUGUCCCCCAGAUACUGCCCGUCCAUUGAGUCCCGAGUGAUUCGCUUUCAAGGCAGGACUCAUCGGGUUUGGCUGGAGCCUGAAGGCUUGGACUCUGACCUGAUGUACCCGCAGGGUCUUUCCAUGACCAUGCCUCCCGACGUGCAGCUCCGCCUCAUAAGAGAAAUCCCGGCUUUGCACAGAGCUGAGAUCCGCACCCCUGGUUAUGGGGUGCAGUACGACUUCGUGUGUCCUACUCAGCUGAGCCCCGCCCUGCAUGUAAAGAGCACUCAAGGUCUUUUUCUGGCCGGCCAAAUAAAUGGAACCACAGGCUACGAGGAGGCCGCUGCACAGGGUCUGUGGGCCGGGGUGAACGCCGCCCGCUGGGCGCUCUCCUUACCUCCCGUGGCCUUGUCUCGCACAGAGAGUUACAUCGGCGUUCUCAUUGACGAUCUGGUGAGUCGAGGUGUGACCGAACCGUACCGCAUGUUUACCAGCCGAGCCGAGUUCAGGACGUCCCUGAGGCCGGACAACGCUGACCUCCGUCUUUCCCUUAAAGGCUUCAAGGAGUUCGGUUGUGUGUCAUGCGUACGUUACCAUGAGGCCAUGAGAGUCAGGGACGCUCUGCAGGACGCUCUGGCAGCUCUAGGAGACAUCAGUCUGUCCACCUAUAAGUGGAGACAAAAGCUGCCCGACACCAAGAUAAGUGAGAACAAGAACACUGUGUGCAGCGGGCUGGACAUUCUGCAGUACAACGACAUGUCAUUUGAGAACUUAGCGUCCAUCUUCCCAGAGUGCCUUUCACCUUACACAGAAUUCUCCCAGAGACUCAAGAUAGAGGCUGUGUACAAACCCCACUGUGACUUGCAGAAGAGAGAGAUUGAGAGAAUUCAGGAAGAGGAGAACACAUCUCUUCCACCGGACAUGGACUAUCUCUCUCUACCCGUGUCUCUGUCUCAGGAGGUCAGAGAGAUUUUGGACAGAGUUCGACCCAGCACUCUGGGUUCUGCUCUGCGUUUACAAGGCAUGACUCCUGCCGCGGUUGUUGUCACCCUGCUGACCUACGCCCCCCACAGGGGACAAAAAGAGGGAGGCCGCAGAAACAAGCUGGGACCGAAAGAUCAGGGAGAAGAGGAGGUUGUGAGAAAUGCGCCUUUAACUCAGUGAACUGCGGAUUUGUACAAUGUCUUGUAUAAAGGAAUUCAUUCAAAGACACACACAUAUAUAAAUAUACAAAAACUACCAGGGGGCUGUAUUGUAUUUAAAAUGUGAUUUUUCUUUUUCUUCUCUUAUCUUUAAAUAAAAGUCUUAAAGGUUUUAUUUGUA